AAUAGCAAGUUGCUAUGUACGCGUAACCUUAGAAACACGACUCUUUCUUUCCUUUACAAUGAGUUACGUUACAAUCAACUGCCAAUAAGUUGAAGAAAAAACCGUCUACUCUUCAGAUUUGGCUUUCAAAGGUGGUAUUGGCGGACCUCGAGCAAAAUCAACUUAACAUAGGAAAGACAUUGAGCUGAUUUUUUAUUUUCAUUUCUUGUCACAAGUAAACAAUUAAUCCUCCGACCAUCAUUUAAAAUUGAUCGCAAAUUUCCAUAAGGCAGUUGUUUUGAAAGCUACGGCCGUGUCAGCCAUGUUGGAUACAUACGCUAUUUGCAACAAGGGGUUUAAAAUUCUAUUUGAACGAUUAGUAUGAUCAAAAUUUAUUAAAAACGACUUCUUCUACUCGCGAAUCAAGAACAGAAAAAAAGGGCAAAACUUAAAAAGAUUUUAUUUGAUUGACGCAAGGAAAUCUCAAAACACCAGUUGACAAGGGAGAACAAAAGCUCAGCGCCUCUCAGUCGCAAAAGGCACCCAGAAUGGCGGCAACAGCGUGGUCGUUGAGUCCAACAGUGACCGUCAAAGUCUAUAAGAAUGGUAACCCCAACUUUCUUGGGAAGACACUUGUUAUCAACAGACGCCACAUACGCAAUAUGGAGGCUCUGUAUGACGAGGUAACGAUGCACAUUUCGGCAUUUAACGCCGUGCGAAAAAUAUGUACACCGAUCGGCGGGCGUCCGGUUCAGAGCUUGGAGAAUAUUAAAAACAAGAGCGUUUACGUGGCUGCUGGGAGGGAGUGUUUUAAAAAACUGAACUAUGCAGAUCUGGGCAUAAGAAAGCCUCGCCCUCCGCGAAAGGCGAACAAUUCGCCCAAGAAAGCAAUCAUCGUGGCUGAGGGGAGACACAAGAUGGAUUAUGAGUGGGCGAAAAGAGACCUAAAGAUCAUCCACGUGUUUUGUAAUGGGGACGUGUUCAAACCGAGCGUCAAGAUUGUUCUUCAAAAACGCCUUCAGCAAAGCAUGGAACAAAUUUUAGGAAUUGUGCAAGAACACGUUUUCCUAGCGGCUGCAAUUGUAUUGUACACAAUAGAUGGUAAGCUGAUUUUUACUCCUUCCCAGUUGAUCAGUGGACAAAAUUACGUGGCUGUUGAACGAGGGAGGAUGUUUAAACGAGUGAAUUACGGUGCUGCUUCCUCUUUACUCGCUAAAAGUCCGCGUGGGCCUUUCUUGCCUAUGAUCGGCAACGGACAACUAACCAACCCAAUAGGACGAUCGUAUAAAAAGAUUUCAAAACGAAAACCGCAGGUCACAAAAACCAACGCGCAAAGCAAAUCAAUUGAACACUCAAGAGGCAAUCAGUCAAGUGUCACCACUAUGAUCGUGGAGUCACCGCGUGACGUCAUCUCAAACGUGUCCCCAGAUCUCCCAGUGGCCACUUCAUUACUACGUGCAUCACAAGACAUCCAAGAUAGUUUCACCAUCUCUGCUUCACCACCUGCACAACUCGAAGGCGAUACUCCCGUUCAAGAGUACACUGCUCGGGUGAUAAAACAAACUGACAACGAUGAUAGUUUAGUAGCUGACAGCGUGUUCAAAGCGAGUGGUUUGCAGCAAGAAAAAGCAGCUGAAAUAAGGGAUAGCCAUCAAACGAAGGAAGAAAAGCCAUUAGACCUACUUCCGGCGGAAGAGGUCCUAGAGGAAGUGCUCCAGGAGGUAAAAGACACAAAGACUUCCAUCGAGAAUUCUCACGUUUCAAACAAGGAUGAGGCCCACGUCAAAGAAAUUGAAGAUGAUGUUGAAGUUAUAGAGGAUGAUUCCAAUUUGAGUCAAGUAGCGGACAAAACACCUCAGUUUCAGGCGCAAGCUUGGCAGUAUGAAGAGUCGCAAUUAAGCAUCAAAAACUCCGAUGAAGAGAUAAAAAAUUCUCGUCUCCCAGCAAAAGAGGAUCGCGAGAAUCCUUCACCCUCGGCUAAAGAUCGAGAUGAAACGUCUUCUGUUGACGACAUUCCAAUACAAAGAGACAUGAAAGAAGGUAAAAUACGGUCGGAUUCAUCGCCUAAGCAAAAACCUGCGAACUUCACGGACGAAGAAGAGGAACAAAAUUCAUCUCCAGCCUCGGAAACGGACAAAUCUGAAAAUGAAGAUUCUGAUAAAAGUGUGGAGGAAAAUGAAGAUGAUGAUGAAAAGGAAAACCAAAUGGCCAACAACGAAUUAGAAUCAAGUAAUCCUCGGAAAUUUUCAAAACCAGACAAGACUUUGAAUGGCAUUGAUAAAACCAACUAUAUUUCUUAGCCUCUGGACUCUCUUCUUCUUAUCACAAAAAUAAAACAUAACUCAACGUCCACUAUGUGAUGAGAAUGAAUAAAUUCUUACUCCCGAGCUUUUAUCUCGAUAUAACAUCAAAUUCUCUUAGCAACUUGGAGGGGAAAUGGACAGUAGGAAUAGGGGACAAUUACGCAUCUAAUACUACAUUUUAUUACAAACCUAAGCUCUUAACAAAUACUUGAGAACGAGCUGAACCGUGAGGGCGCACAAAUCUUGAGGAGUUGGGCAGCGGUGUUCUGCCGAUGGAAUCACUGAACGUUUUAUAAUACGUUAACAAAACGAUCAAUGAGAAGUUAGCCCAACGACCGAAGACGUUACUAAACUGGUCGUUAGCGAAACGACUCGUGUGCGAAAUCACCGAUUAUCCUUCACAGAAGUUGUUUGCUGUAAAUAAGAGUAUCGAUGUCAUUUGAUUUCGUCACUUACGUGUCCUUAAAUUGACAAGUUAUUCAUUCAGUCGUAAGUUAUACUUGUAUUAUACAAGGUUAAGCUAGAUUAAAUCUUGUAAACUCUA
Molecule: messenger RNA, 2826 nt
Organism: Stylophora pistillata
Lineage: Eukaryota; Metazoa; Cnidaria; Anthozoa; Scleractinia; Pocilloporidae
Product: doublecortin domain-containing protein 2C
Biological process (GO): intracellular signal transduction
Cellular component (GO): microtubule organizing center; microtubule
Source: RefSeq, a predicted model, not a curated record